This is a messenger RNA of Fusarium poae, 2295 nucleotides long. RefSeq lists its product as uncharacterized. The record is from RefSeq and is a predicted model, not a curated record. The transcript has a single exon. NCBI's taxonomy places the organism in Eukaryota, Fungi, Ascomycota, Sordariomycetes, Hypocreales, Nectriaceae. Bases 1 to 2295 code for a protein of 764 amino acids.
AUGGCUCAGUAUAGUCAAGUCUACAACGUUGACGAGCAUGACUCGAACACCAACGCAGGACACACAGUCUAUCAUUCUCCCACACAUCACCAUGACCAGUACGACUAUGGAGUCUACAACGCUGGAAAGCAGACGUCAUUUCCAACAGCAACCGAGCUGAACCCCCAUCCUAUGCAACAAUAUGCAUCAACGAACCCACACCCCCGAACACUACAACGUCAGCCAUGGCAACGAAGAGUUGGCUAUCUUGGAUGGUGGGUCAUCACACUGGGAACGGUCGUAAUGUUGGCCGCCAGUGCUUUUCUUGUCUUCAUCUGGUACGGUGCUUCUCUUGCCAGAAGGCAGCUUCCCCGACCCAAGCUUUGGGAUAGUAUCGUCUUUGAAGACAAUGCAGCACGAGCCGUAACUCUCUGUUCUGCUGCGAUCCGAGUAGCCAUGGACUUUCAGAUUGGUCUCUUAGCUGCGUCAAUGGCAGCUAUUAUUCUCGAGACAACCGGUACACGGCUUUCAGACCUCGCUAGUCUGUCUUUGUCCAGAGCUUUUAUAGAUAGCGCAAGCCCAUGGGAUAUAUUCUUGAUUGCCCGUCACAGAACAUCUCGAAAAGCUGUGUCGGUCAAUUGGGUUCUUCCUCUUCUGUCUUUCGUGGUCGGGUCCGUCAUGACUCUUGCAUCCACCAUCUUACUCUCCGACUUUAACAUGUUCCAAAUCGCUGCCCCACGCACCACAAGACCCAUCGCACUUGGGUUCGAUCUCCAAAAGGCUAUGGCAGACCCUGCCGGAACUUCCUUCUGGCAGUCAAAGCCGCAGGCGCACUGGAGAUUUGCCGAGACUCGCCUCAACGCGACUGAUCACGAUAGUACACUGAAACACGUCUCGGAUACGGGCGACAUCUAUCAAGCUUCGCUUCCCUUUGACACAAUGGAGGAUAGGGCGUCUCUUGAGUAUUAUGAGGGGCCUGCCAUUGUCACCAACAGCAGGACAGUUUGUGUCGCGCCAACAUUUACCAACACCACCCUUGAAUACAAAUACACAGGCAGUGAACUCACGGAAGGACUUUAUCUGCAAGCCGAAAUGGACACUUUGGCCAGUUGGGAAUCAGGGCCAAGAAUCAACGGCACCCAUGUGGCACAGAUAACAUGUCGGCUUAACAAUUAUUGGGAUGGGACCUCAGAUUCCUGGCCUUUGUCGAUAUGCAGCUUCCCGAAUAUUGACAUCAGUGCUGUCAAUGCGAGUCUGAAAGACCCACUGUCCGGUCGCCCCUACACAUUCCAGUCUGUCCUUCUCUUAAAUUCAAGCUCUAUUCUGAAUCUGAAUGAGGUCAUACCUUACUGGACAGGAUCAACCGAGAACUGGGCUACAGUCGCGGCUAUAGACGACCUUCAAAUGGAUAAGUUUGUCAAGGAUGGUCCUUGGACUGCUGCGUUUGCAGCCAAUGGGUCUGAAAUACUACAAGCUACCGUCUGCUUCACCGCUCCGAGCAUGCCGCUCCUAUACAACGUGACCAUGUCAGGGAAAGCCAUAUCAUCAGAGCCUAGGCCACAAGCAAAGUUAAAAGAGUUGAAACAGAAGUCCGCGAAUGGAACGCAGUACCUCGAGCAGUUGGGCAUAGGUGGUUCUGAAUUCGACCUCAAGGCACGAGGCAUUCUGGAUCUCAAGGUGCAUUCGGAACCCCAGAGCCUGGCUACCCAGGACUUCGAAGUUAUGGAUGCCGCUAUUGGUAAAUUGAUUCGCAUGAGUCUUUUUGACUUUCAGAUCGCAGGUGGAUGGGCUUUCAACAAUGACGCUCUUAUGGGCUAUCUGGCAUCGUGGCUGCUUUGGCCAGCCCACUCUGAGCAUUCUUUUCUAGUGCAGAUGAUUCUUCAUGACACUGGUGAUCCAGCAAUCGCCGUUCAAACCUUGUUUUCACGCUUCUCCCAAAUGAUCUUCCACGAUAUGCUGCCAUACUGGACAAGAGAGCAAUCCAUUAUCACGGUCAAUGUCAAACGUGUUCUGGUUCCUUCACAGUGGACGGGACUCAUAAUCGUCCUGGCACUUAUAAUAUCGCACAUGGCUCUUAUGCUCAUCACAGUAGGGUGGUUCCUCGCUUCAACAAAACUAUCCAUUUUGGGCAACACAUGGCAGGCUGUAUCGCAGAUCGUGUCCCCAGAGACAAGUGCGGUUUUGCAGACUGUUUCUAAUAGUGGUAUGACAGACGACGAAGUACAGAAAUGGGUUGCUACGACAACUUUUGACGACCAUAUCCAUAGCUUAUCGACAUCAGUUGACAACGGGGGACUAAGAUUACGAAGGUAUUGA